AUGGCAGAUACAGAUACAGCAGUCGAGCCACCACCAAGCUACUCCUCCCUACCUCCCUCACAACCAUCCCAACCUCUACCUUCUUCAACCCCAAGCCUACCAGAACGAACCGGAACCCACGAAUACCACCUCCAACGCGUCGCCCCCCACAGCCUCGGCCUACAAAUCCUCCACAACUCCACCGUCCUCUACUACCUAGCCUCCUACCAAGCCCAAAACACCCCCGACCUAAUCCUCUACGCCGGCUACGACUCCAAAGGCCCUCAACUCGCCCUCGCAAAGUUCGAAAACUCCACCAAAAACUUCAAAACCUACAUCGGAGGCCAAAAGUCCCCUGCAGGCGACGACUGGGACACGAAAACUCGCGAAUCUACACUCGGGGCUUCGAGAUUUUCGCCUCGGGAUUAUAAAUUGGUUGAGGAAGGGAAUGACGGGGUUGUGGCGGUGUAUUUGGAGAGGAAGUUUGGGGAGGGGGUGGUGAAGUGGAGGGUGAAGGUGAGUGAGGUGGCGGAGAUGCAGGCUUUGAUGGUUUUGCUGGGGUUGUUGGAGAAGUCGAGACGGUAUAUGAAGUCGGUGAAGAGGGCUUUUCCGAAUACGAAUGGUUGGUGA
Molecule: messenger RNA, 609 nt
Organism: Pseudocercospora fijiensis CIRAD86
Lineage: Eukaryota; Fungi; Ascomycota; Dothideomycetes; Mycosphaerellales; Mycosphaerellaceae
Exons: 2
Coding region: 1-609 (202 amino acids)
Source: RefSeq, a predicted model, not a curated record